Molecule: messenger RNA, 1899 nt
Organism: Zingiber officinale
Lineage: Eukaryota; Viridiplantae; Streptophyta; Magnoliopsida; Zingiberales; Zingiberaceae
Product: protein NRT1/ PTR FAMILY 2.9-like
Exons: 5
Coding region: 1-1899 (632 amino acids)
Biological process (GO): transmembrane transport
Cellular component (GO): plasma membrane
Molecular function (GO): transmembrane transporter activity
Source: RefSeq, a predicted model, not a curated record
AUGACAGCAUCUUCCGGACAGAGGUCCGAGGCAACAAUGGAAGCUUCGGAGGCAGGCCUGGCCGCCAGCGAGCCUCAGAUCAAGUAUAGGGGUUGGAAAACGAUGCCAUUCCUCAUUGGGAAUGAGACGUUUGAGAAGCUAGCGACGAUAGGCACGUUGGGGAACUUGUUGGUGUAUCUAACGACGUUCUUCCACAUGAAGAGUGUGGAGGCGGCCACCAUCCUCAACGUGUUCAAUGGGACGACGAACUUGGCGACCAUCUUGGGGGCCUUCGUCUCUGACUCCUACCUUGGCCGCUACAACACCUUGGCUUGGGCUUCCAUUGCUUCCUUGUUGGGGAUGCUGUUUUUGACGUUGACUGCGGCCGUCCCGGCGUUGCACCCUCCUCGCUGUGCGGAAGGGCAGACGUGCGUGGAAGCGACGCCAUGGCAGCUCGCUUUCCUUUCCAUCGCCUUCGUCUUCCUCGUGGUCGGAUCCGGCGGCAUCCGGCCGUGCAACAUAGCGUUCGGCGCCGACCAGUUCGACCCCACCACGGACUCCGGCAAGCGCGGCAUCAACAGUUUCUUUAACUGGUACUACUUCACGCUCACCGUCGCCGUCACCGUCUCCGCCACCGUCAUCAUCUACAUCCAGAACUACCUCAGCUGGGCGCUGGGAUUCUGCAUCCCCACCGUCCUCAUGAUCCUCUCCUGCGCCUUCUUCUUCGUCGCGUCGAGCAUCUACGUGAAGGUGAAGCCGGAGGGGAGCCCGGUGACGAGCAUCGUGCAGGUGGUGGCGGCGGCGGCGAAGAAGAGGCGGCGGGUUGAGCUGCCGGACGAUCCCAAGAACUGCCUCCACGACCCUCCUCAUCUCAGUUCCCUCGUCACCAAGCUCCCGCACACUGAUCAGUUCAAAUUUCUUGACAAAGCUGCGGCGGUGUGCCCCGGCGACGAGAUCUGUGAAGACGGGAAGGCGAGGAACCCGUGGCGGCUGUGCAGCGUGCAGCAGGUGGAGACGGUGAAGUGCAUGUUGCGAAUCAUCCCCAUUUGGUCCUCCGGCAUCAUCUACUUCAUCGCCGUCGCUCAGCAGAACACCUACGUAGUCUUCCAAGCCCUGCAGUCCGACAAGCGCAUCUCCGGCCACUUCGAGAUCCCCGCGGCGUCCUUCACCAUCUUCGCCAGCCUCGCGCUCACCCUCUGGAUCGUCCUCUACGACCGCGUCGCCAUCCCGUUCCUCCACCACUGCGCCAGAAAGGAAGACGGGAUCUCGCCUCUGAAGCGGAUGGGCGUCGGCAUCCUCCUCUCCGUCAUGAGCAUGUUCGUGUCCGGUGCCGUGGAGGUUCGCCGCCGGGGAAUCGCGCUGCGGGAGCCGACGCUGGGGGUGAACCCCGGCAGUGGAGCGAUCGCGGCCAUGUCAAGCUUCUGGUUGGUGCCGCAGCUGCUGCUCAUCGGCGUGUCGGAGGCGCUCAACUUGGUGAGCCAGCUGGAGUUCUACUACAAGCAGUUCCCGGAGAACAUGAGGAGCUUGGCAGGGUCGCUGCUUUUCUGCGGCGUCGCCAUUGCGAGCUACUUGAGCGGCCUCUUGGUCAACAUCGUUCAACGGACGACGUCGGAGGGAGUGGAGGACGACGGAUGGUUGGCUGGGGAUUUGAACAAGGGAAGAUUGGAGUUGUUCUACUACAUGAUCGGAUCCAUUGGAGCACUCAACUUCGUCUUUUUCGUUCUUUUCGCGAGGUGGUACAGGUACAAGAACCCAGCGGAGAGCGAUGAUGGCUCCGUCUCUUCCCCUGCCUCCGCCUCCUCCUCUCCCCCUGCCUCUGCCUCUGCCUCUGCCUCCGCCUUCGCCUCCGCUUCCUUAGUGGAAACAAAUGCCUCCUUGGCUCCGCCAUUCAUGGCCAAUUUGGAUGUUCAACGAAAAUAA